Messenger RNA from Alosa sapidissima (American shad), 2862 nucleotides. RefSeq names its product caseinolytic mitochondrial matrix peptidase chaperone subunit Xa (gene clpxa). NCBI's taxonomy places the organism in Eukaryota, Metazoa, Chordata, Actinopteri, Clupeiformes, Clupeidae. The transcript is spliced from 14 exons. The record is from RefSeq and is a predicted model, not a curated record. Bases 228 to 2111 code for a protein of 627 amino acids. Gene Ontology annotation, molecular function: ATP binding; ATP-dependent protein folding chaperone; ATP hydrolysis activity. Gene Ontology annotation, cellular component: mitochondrial matrix. Gene Ontology annotation, biological process: protein catabolic process; protein folding; proteolysis.
AGUGGGAAACAGGAAGGAAGGAACAGAACGUUCUCUUCCUCCUCCCACCACCUGCUAACAAGCAACCAUUAGCCGUGGUCCCGCUGGUUACAUUCUGCACAACUGUGCUUUGAUAAGCUAAUGCUAAGCUUGUUAAAUGACACAGGAAUAUAUUGUGUUAAUGCAGAUGUUUAGACAUUUAUUUUAGUUUUUUUCCUUUUCAUUUUCACCUGAGCCACGAAGGAAACAUGUCGUGUGCUUGCACAUCUGCAGCAAGACUGCUUCUUAUAAAUUCUGCUCAUAAAGGACUUUCAGGGUCUAGGGUCCAGCUGCUUUCUAAACGUAGACCCAGCGCACAUGAGGCCCGCCUGUCGCGCAGAAUCCCAGUGCGGUCUUUCUCCGAGACCUCUGUCUACUUUGCUUCAAAGGACAACACGACAAACAAUGGUGCUGGGGACGGAGGAAAAAAAUCUGUAAGUGAUGGCAGCGGAAAGCGCUCUGGUUCUGGGACCACUGGUAAAGGAGGCAGUCAGCUCCGCUGUCCUAAGUGUGGGGACCUCUGCACACACGUGGAAACGUUUGUCUCCUCCACACGUUUUGUGAAAUGUGAGAAGUGCCACCAUUUCUUUGUGGUGCUGUCUGAGGCGGAUACUAAGAAAAGCCUGAAAGAUCCUGAGACAGCGGCCGAGGCGGUGAAACUGUCUUUCCAGCAAAAACCUCCCCCACCCCCUAAGAAGAUCUAUGCAUACCUGGAUAAGUAUGUUGUUGGACAGAGCCAUGCCAAGAAGGUCUUGUCUGUGGCUGUCUACAAUCACUACAAGAGGAUCUACAACAACAUCCCUCCAGUAACUCGAAAGCCCACAGAAACGGAGAAGCACAACUCCAUCACGCCUCGUGAGAUAGAGAUACGAAGACGUGAAGAUGAGUACAGAUUCACAAAGCUGUUACAGAUCGCCGGCAUCAGUCCCCAUGGCAACGCACUGGGGGCCACCGUGCAGCAGCAGGGGGCGCAAGCGAGCGUCCAUGAGCAGAGGGGCGGAGACGUCUUAGACUCCACCCCCACUGAAAUCAGGCUGGAGAAGAGCAACAUCGUCCUACUGGGCCCCACAGGGUCAGGUAAGACCCUGCUGGCUCAGACACUGGCCAGGUGUCUGGACGUCCCCUUUGCCAUCUGCGACUGCACGACUCUCACGCAGGCCGGCUACGUGGGCGAGGACAUCGAGUCUGUCAUCGCCAAACUCCUGCAGGACGCCAACUAUGUGGUGGAGAAGGCCCAGCAAGGCAUCGUGUUCCUAGACGAGGUGGACAAGAUUGGCAGCGUGCCAGGAAUCCACCAGCUCAGAGAUGUGGGCGGCGAGGGCGUUCAGCAGGGUUUACUGAAACUGCUGGAGGGAACCGUGGUCAGCGUGCCGGAGAAGAACUCCAGGAAGCUGAGGGGGGAAACUGUUCAGGUGGACACCACCAACAUCCUGUUUGUGGCCUCCGGGGCCUUCAACGGCCUCGACCGCAUCAUCAGCAGGAGAAAGAACGAGAAGUACCUGGGCUUCGGCACGCCCUCCAGCCUUGGUCAGGGUCGCCGUGCAGCGGCCGCAGCCGAUCUGGCCAAUAGCAGCGGGACUGAGACCAGCGGGGUGGAGCUUGAGCUGCAGGAGAAGGACCGGCUCCUCUGCGGCGUGGAAGCGCGUGACCUCAUCGAGUUCGGCAUGAUCCCCGAGUUUGUGGGCCGCCUGCCCGUGGUGGUGCCCCUGCACAGUCUGGACGAGGAGACGCUCGUGCGGAUCCUCACCGAGCCCCAAAAUGCAGUGAUACCUCAGUACCAGGCCCUCUUCAGCAUGGAUAAGUGUGAUCUGAAUGUGACUCCUGAUGCUCUGAGGGCCAUCGCCAGACUUGCUCUGGAGAGGAAGACCGGAGCGCGAGGGCUUCGCUCCAUAAUGGAGAAGCUGCUACUGGACCCCAUGUUUGAAGUGCCUCAGUCCGACAUCAUGGCAGUGGAGCUGAACAAAGAGGUCGUCCAGGGGAAAGCCACGGCCACAUACAUCAGGAAUCCAGCAAAAGAUUCCACAGAAGAGGAGUAUGACUCAGGUGUGGAGGAGGAGAACUGGCCUAGACUGGCUGAUGCAGCAAAGAACUAACUAAUAACACACUCACACAGAACACACUCACACUUCCGUCUUGAAGACAUCAUCCCUCAUUGUAAAUAAACUGUGGACUGUAUACUACUAUCCCUUACAGAAGGGGAAAAACAUAAAACUGAUUAUGACUCAAAUUCCAUUGAGUUCCGUUGGAAUAAGCAUGAUGUUUGCUGAGAAGUUUGUACCCUAGAAAAACAAGGCGUAGAUUAUGAUAUUGAAGUUGGGACUUGUAUCACCAAGAGUAUUCCUAACUCUACCUCUGUUCAUAGAGGAGACUGUUAAUGUCUACUGUAAAGAUGUAAAGACUUUUAUUUGUUGAGUAGAGAAAAAAAACAAGUAUUUUUAACACUUUUUGUAACUUGCCUAUUACAUAGACUACACAGGUUGGUAAGUAGUAAUGAGUAGCUGAUCUAGUACAUAGCCAGUAGCAGAGCGGAUCUGGAUUGGGUCUCAUCCAGAAAUAUAACUGUUGUCUGAAUUCUGUUUAGUUUCCAUACCAUAGUUUCAACCCUGUACUCAUCAUUCAAUGAGACUGUUAUGACAGAAUAUGUAGUUACAAAGUCCGUAAAGGAAUCUGUUAAUUUGGGUCAGUGGUUCUGUGUAACCAGUGCUCCUUUUUUAACGGUAGAGAAAUUCUACUUUUAUAAUGACCCACACCAACAGUGUAGACCUCCAACCACUCGCACCUGUGCUGAAUACUAACUGUGUAUCUCAAGAUGUAAAUUGUUUAAAUAAAAAGUAAUACAAUGUG